AUGCUACAACGCAUUGCACAGGCUGCGCGGGCGGCCGUGCAGCCCUGCCGUAUGUUUUAUCCAGGCUCUUUGCGCCCGGCUGUAAGUGUGCGCGCAUAUUCCCAGGCUACAGAGACGCCGGCGCCGGCGCCGGCGCCCGCGUCGUCCGAGUCGGAGGCCACGCCCAAAGUCUCCCUGGACUCCGCGCUCGAGUUCACACCGACCCCAACACUAUCGGGUGCCACGGAUACCAAAGUGCAACCAGAGAUGCCGGUGCGUGACGUGCUCUCUGUACGUGGCCGGUCAUUGCCGCACCGCUUGCAUGUCAAGUCGACGCGCAACAAUACGAUUGUAGCAUUUACGAUGCCCACGGGCGAAGGCCUUGUGCGUGCCAGUGGUGGUAGCGUCGGUUUCCGCAAGGCGCAGCGGUCGGGCUACGAAGCAGGCUACCGUGCUGCGCUGCGUGUGUUCCAGCACAUUGGCGCUAACAAGAAGCGAUGGAAUGUGAAUGCCAUUGAAGUGGUCUGGAAUGGCUUUGGCCAGGGUCGCGAAGCUGUAUUCCGUGCCUUGCAAGCCAACGAGGGCGAACUGGUACGAAACAUGGUCAAUGUCAUGACGGACAAGACGCCUAUCAAGAUUGGCGGCUGCCGUCCGAAGAAGCGACGAAUGCUGUAA
This is a messenger RNA of Malassezia pachydermatis, 654 nucleotides long. RefSeq names its product 37s ribosomal protein. Lineage: Eukaryota; Fungi; Basidiomycota; Malasseziomycetes; Malasseziales; Malasseziaceae. The transcript has 2 exons. The record is from RefSeq and is a predicted model, not a curated record. Gene Ontology annotation, biological process: ribosomal small subunit assembly; translation; maturation of SSU-rRNA from tricistronic rRNA transcript (SSU-rRNA, 5.8S rRNA, LSU-rRNA). Gene Ontology annotation, molecular function: structural constituent of ribosome; small ribosomal subunit rRNA binding; mRNA 5'-UTR binding. Gene Ontology annotation, cellular component: ribosome; mitochondrial small ribosomal subunit. The coding region runs from base 1 to 654 and encodes 217 amino acids.